UUUUGUGUGUAUGUGUUCACUGUGCAUCCACAUCUCCUAAGAGUUGCAGCCGCUGGCUAGAAAGAGCAAGAGAGAUGGGGCUGCUGACAGCCCAAGGUGCUUCUCCAACACUACGGGCUCAUUGACUUGCACGGUACCAGGUUUCAGGGCUCUCUCUGUUUACCGGCCUUUCAUGCCACAGUACGGACAAUCCAUUGCUGGCACAGCAUGGUCCAGGCCUGUUCAGCAUGCUCCGGAGUUCAUAGUUCCACUCUACUACAUCAGCAAAUGAGGGAAGGAAUGGACAAGGAUACUUACAACAGCCAGGAAGUUAAGAAACAUGUGCGUCUGCAGGAUCGAAGGGGCUCCAAUGUUUCACUGGUGCUGGAUAUGAGUUCCCUGAGCAACAUAGAACCCAUUCAAUCGCUCUCCACUCCCAGAGAUGUCACAGUGCAGCUCCUGAACACAACCAGCCAUGUUCUUACUCAGAAGAUGCUCCAGAGGAACUGGAGUCUAGAAGAUCUUCAAGAGGAGUUUGCGAAAGUUCCCUCAAACUUUAUCAGUCCAGACGAGUUGGACAUCCCUGGACGAGCCGCAAAGGACAGAUACAAAUCCAUCUUACCAAACCCUCAGAGUCGUGUCCACCUCAAGAGAGCUAAAAGCCAAGAAGAUGAACGCUACAUAAAUGCAAACUACAUCCGGGGUUAUGCUGGACGGGAGAAGACCUACAUUGCGACACAGGGGCCCAUGUUAAAUACUGUCAAUGACUUCUGGGCAAUGGUGUGGCAGGAGGAGGCUCCUCUCAUAGUGAUGCUCACCAAGCUCAAGGAAGAGAAAGAGAAAUGUAUAUGUUACUGGCCUGAAACAGAGACAACCUAUGGGCCUUUCACCAUCCAAGUGCAAAGCAUUUGUGAGUCUGAAGAAUACACCACCCGUAGCUUUACCCUGCAGCUCAAAGAUGAAUGUCGCACUGUGAAGCACAUUGUCUUCUCAUCCUGGCCAGACCAGAAGACCCCAGAAUCGGCCAAGGCACUCUUGCACUUGGUUUUGGAGGUAGAAAAAAUUAUACAAACUGCAGAGAGCACAGGACCCAUCAUUGUGCACUGUAGUGCAGGAAUUGGCCGGACUGGCUGCUUUAUUGCUACUCAGAUUGGAUGCCAGCAACUGAAGGAGAAAGGAGAGGUGGACAUUUUGGGGAUAGUCUGCCAACUACGCAUAGACAGAGGUGGGAUGAUUCAGACCAUUGAACAAUACCAGUUCCUUCAUCAUACUCUGGCCAUGUAUGCUUCACAACUUCCUAAGAUCACAGAGAGCUAAUGGAAUCUUCUUGCACCAUCAUGGGAAAUUGUCUGCUAUUCGAUACUUGGCUUGGUGGAGUGGUUUUUUUUUUUUUUUUUGGUACAAUAGAGGGAGAAGUAUUUAUAUAAGUAUUUCAAUUGCAAAAUAUAUAGUUAUAUAGUUAUUAGUUGCAUAUAACUGGAAUGUUUUCUAUCUGGAAACAAAGGUUUAAUUCCAAUUUUUGUUUGCUUUGAAUUUUCUGAACAAUUUGCAUAAAAUAAAACCUUGUUUUCAA
Messenger RNA from Varanus komodoensis (Komodo dragon), 1552 nucleotides. RefSeq names its product protein tyrosine phosphatase non-receptor type 7 (gene PTPN7). NCBI's taxonomy places the organism in Eukaryota, Metazoa, Chordata, Lepidosauria, Squamata, Varanidae. Gene Ontology annotation, molecular function: protein tyrosine phosphatase activity. Gene Ontology annotation, biological process: protein dephosphorylation. The record is from RefSeq and is a predicted model, not a curated record. The transcript is spliced from 10 exons. Bases 208 to 1296 code for a protein of 362 amino acids.